Messenger RNA from Coffea arabica (coffee), 2575 nucleotides. Lineage: Eukaryota; Viridiplantae; Streptophyta; Magnoliopsida; Gentianales; Rubiaceae. The record is from RefSeq and is a predicted model, not a curated record.
CAAAAAAAAAAAAGGCUGCAAUCACGUGACUAAAGUGAAUUUGCUUCAACAUCCGUGAACAAAUGUUUUUCGGACUGUCUGUAUAAACGAACCCAGAGCUAAACUUCACCCCACACCUCAUUUCCUUAUUUCUAAGCUCUCCCUUCUCUAUCUCCCUUUCAAUAGAUUCACUUGACUGACCUACAGAAUUGGCCAAAGUUCCGCCAGAGCCGAAAGUGCCUGAUUCUGCCGAAACUCCGCCAGAAUCGCGAGUGUCUGUGAUUAUUGCCUUGUCCCCCUUGGUGUCUUUGGAUAUUGCCUUGUUCGCCGGUAGAAUUGGUCGCCGUGCUGACUACUAAUGGUGCUAACAAGGCAAUCAAUUUUUUAAAUACGAAUAGUUUGAAAGAGCACUCGUCUCUAAUAGGUAUAACAUGUCAAGUGAUAAUUGCUUGGUGAUUCAAGUAUAUUGGGGAGGAAAAAUUAUAUACGAAGGAGGGUCAAUUUCAUAUGAUCCCCCUAUACCGAAAAAAGUGUUGUUCCUUACAGAGAUGGUAGGUUAUGAUGAUUUGGUAGACAAAAUAUACAAUAUUCUGGGUUUAGAUCGGAAUCGCUAUAAGAUUAGUUUGAUAUAUCGGAGUUACCUCCAAAAUGGCAAGUUUGGUGCAAUGCCUUUGGUGAAUGAGAAUGGAGUUGCCGGACUGUACUACUUACAAUCUGGUAGUAAACUUGCAACCAAAAUAUAUGUGGAGAUUGAGGAGGCCUUUCAUUUACAAGAGGAUGAUUCCCAAAUUUUCCCAAUUGUAAGUGCUAAUCCUGAGCGAGGUGAUAGUAGUUCGGAACACAUAUCUUUAUUCCAGUCAGUUGGCCUUUUUGAGAGUCAAAUGAUCCAAUUAGAUGUAGGUGAUGUUCAACCAAGGCAUAGAGGGCGAAUAAGAGGUAAUGGUCGGCGGAGUAAUAAUGAUCCUUCAAGUACAAGUGGUUAACCGAUAGUGCACACCUCAACAUUUCAAACUCGAUGUGCGGAUAUUGAAUCAGCUCCGAUGUUUGAUGCUCUACCAUCUACUGACAUUCAGUUUGUCGAUGUUGACAUGGACUCCGAACCGGAGUCCAAUCUUAGUGGUUUCGAUGAUGAGAACCACUAACAUGAUACCGAUCGAUAAGAUGGGUAUUCAGAUCUUCCAACUACGACCCAUGAUGACAUGGGUCGCAAUGCUCCUUGGAUAAAUAUUGAGGGACCACAACUGCGUUAUGAAGCUGGUGUUGACGUUGCAUUGAAUUAUGACCCCCUUGAUGUUGGGCGAGUUGAGAGGUUAAAGCUGUGGAAUAAACACACCAAAGAUUUAGAAUUAAGUCAACUGUUCGAAAACAAAGGAGCAUGUCAAAAGAGCUAUGAAAUUGUGGUCCAUAAAGGAGAAUAGGGAGUUCAAAGUUCGUGAGAGCAUGCCAACAACUUGGUAUGUUCGUUGUCGGGCUCGUAACUCCGUACCCCCGUGUCAUUGGCAGCUUCGUGCAACCUUGCGUAGCUCGCACAACAUGUGGAUGAUUGUCACACUUGCUGAUGCUCAUACCUGCAUCCGUGUUUGUUAUAAUAAUGACCACCGUGGAUUGAGUAGCGACAUAAUUGCCGAACAUAUUAUUCCCCAUAUUAUGAAUGGUCCAGUGUAUAAAAUCAAGGAAAUUCAAGCAUCAGUGAAACAGGAGUUUCAUUGCGAUGUGUCUUACAAGAAAGCUUGGUAUGUUAGACGCCGUGCCAUUGAUAUAUUAUAUGGGGAUUGGCUGACAUCCAUAUCACAGCUGCCCACGUAUAUUCAGGAGUUACGAAGGUCCAAUCCGGGUACGGUAGUUGUGUGGGAUCAUCAUCCAUUGAGUACCCCUUCCAAUAUUAUUUUUGAUUAUAUAUUUUGGGCAUUUGCGCCUGCCAUCCAAGCCUUCCGCUAUCUAAAACCGGUCAUAUGUGUAGAUGGUACCUUUUUGAAAGGACCUUAUCGAGGAAAACUUCUUGUCGCCAUAGGUUUUGAUGCUAAUAACUCAAAGUUUCCACUGGCAUAUGCCCUAGUUGAUAAGGAGAAUAAUCGGAAUUGGCCUUGGUUCAUGAGACUAUUACGCAUUCACGUGUGUGGUGAUGUGCAGAAUAUAUGUAUUAUAUCUGAUCGUCACCAUGGCAUCAUUAAUGCAAUGCGUACACUCGAAGAGUGGCAGGAGCCAUUAGGGGUGCACCGAUUCUGUUUGAUUCAUAUUCGGAGCAAUUUCACACAAAAAUUCAAGAAUGAAAGCCUGAUGUUCGGCGCUAGUGUGGCGAAUUAGACACGUAGGUAUGAGAACUUCAUGAAUGUGAUUUUCUCCCUAAAUACGGAGGCAUAUGUAUGGCUAAGGAAAUGAUAAAGGCAAGGGCAAAAGGGGCACCGGUGAUAGAGGCAAGGGCAAGGGCAAAAGGCACAUCGGGCGUUGAUAUGAUCAUUUUCAGUACAUGUUUGUUAAAUAUCAAAUAUUUUAAUAUGGAGAUUUAGCGUUAUUUUAACCUUUUAUUAUUUGAAUGCUUAUCGUUAUAUUUAUACUUAACCAUUUCACCAUGUCACGUUAUGCAUUUUUUCUUCUU